Menidia menidia (Atlantic silverside) is the source of this 1356-nucleotide messenger RNA. The record is from the annotation of a GenBank genome assembly. Lineage: Eukaryota; Metazoa; Chordata; Actinopteri; Atheriniformes; Atherinopsidae.
AUGGCUCGGAGGAGGGCGUCGGGCUGCUGCUGCAGCCCCGGAGCGCCGGUGAACGAGGACAACGCUCGCUUCUGCCUGCUGGCCGGCCUCAUCCUGCUGUACCUGCUGUGCGGCGCCGCCAUUUUCUCGGCUUUGGAGCAUCCCUUCGAGAUCCGCGCCCGCCUCCUCUGGAAGCAGCAGCUGGACAACUUCACCCGGAGGUACAGGGUCAACCUGGGGGCCCUGCACACCCUCCUGAGGCAGUACGAGGAGGCCAACGGGGCCGGGAUCCGGGUGGACACGCUCAGGCCGCGCUGGGACUUUUCCGGAGCGUUCUACUUCGUGGGCACGGUGGUCUCCACUAUCGGUUUCGGCAUGACCACGCCUACGACCAUAGCGGGAAAAAUAUUCCUGAUCUUCUACGGUCUCAUUGGCUGCGCCGCCACCAUCCUCUUCUUCAACCUCUUCCUGGAGAGGAUCAUCACGAUGUUGGCCUACAUCAUGCGCUGGUGCCACGAGCGCCGGCUGCGGUGCGGCGGGGUGAGGGUGGUCUCCAGCAGGGAGGCGUCCUCCGGCGAGGAGGAGGACAGCCUGGAGGGCUGGAAGCCGUCGGUGUACUACGUGAUGUUGAUCCUGGGCGUGGCGUCCGUGGUCAUCGCGUGCAGCGCCUCCACGCUCUACAGCUCCAUGGAGAACUGGAGCUACGUGGACUCGCUCUACUUCUGCUUCGUGGCCUUCAGCACCAUCGGCUUCGGGGACCUGGUGAGCAGCCAGAGGGAGCAGUACGACUCCCAGGGGGCCUACCGCCUGGGAAACUGCCUCUUCAUCCUGAUGGGGGUCUGCUGCAUCUACUCCCUCUUCAACGUGAUCUCCAUAGUCAUCAAGCAGACGCUCAACUGGAUCCUGAGCAAGCUGGUCUGCUCGGGCCGCCACCGGCUGUGUUCCUGCUCCACGCGGGGCUGCUGGUGGCUCUGCUGCCCCUGUCUCCAGGGACAGAAACGCAACCACCUGCCCGCCCACCUCCGGUCCCAACGCGCCCGGCGCAACAAGGUCCGGCCCGCCUCCUCCCACUGCCCGGCGGGCCGCCACCGCUACAGGGACGGCUCCGUGGAGACGGUGUGCGACAGCGAGACGGACGCCGGCGGCGGCGCCGUUGCCGAGGUGCACGCGGGCCGGCGCCUGUCCGGGGAGAUGAUCUCCGUCAACGAGUUCAUGGCGUCCAACAAAGUGUCCCUGGCUCUGCUGCAGAAGCAGCUGAGCGAGACGGCCCAUCAGGGCCCGCGUCCCAGCUACGGCCACCAGAACGGAUUCUCCGGCGGGGUGGGGGCGCUCGCCAUCAUGAACAACCGCCUGCAGGAGACCAGCGUGGACAGAUAG